CCGUUCUAGUCACACCCUUUUCUGGGCCCGACGGGCGAAACAGCGACGACGAUUGGACCGCAUCGCCAUCGGCCAAUCAACACGGGCGUCCCAGUGCCUGAGGUACCUAACCUUAGGUAGGAAAUAGGUAAUAAACAAGCCGCCUGUCAGAAUCUCUCAGCAGCUCCCGCGACCAACCAAGCGCCAACCACGGGCCCCUAUUGCGCUGUUGCGCUAUUGCGACACUUAUCCUGGCUGGCCCCGAACCUGGGACGGCUCGAGACGAGAAAAGUUGCCCACCAUGGCGUCGUCGGGAGCAACCCUCUCUUCCUCCUCUUCCUCCUUGCAUUAUCAGCAGAGGCAACCGCCCACCUUGUCUCGCCCAACCAAGAAACCCUCCGUUGGUGCUAUCGCAACCGCGUCGACGCCCAAUCUAAACGCGCUUUAUUCCGCCCAUUCUCGACUUACUCCGGCUGCUGGUUCUUUGGCGCGUAAAGCUUCGCUGGCUGCCCUGACCCCGGGCUCCCUCGCCUCGAUUCCGGAUGACUCUGAGAGCUACGCCCUACACAGUGUUUUGAACGAACCUACCUCGGCGCGCAAGAUGCCCCCAAUGCCGCCUCUGACCCCCGGUAGAGGUGUGGCGCCUGUGGACGAUUUCACCGUGGGUGAACAAGUUGAUGUCCCCGGCAAUAUGGUCGGAACUGUGCGGUUUGUUGGGUCCGUUGCGGGUAGGAAGGGCGUCUUUGCUGGGGUUGAGUUACACUCCGAGUACGCGUUGCGCGGGAAGAACAGCGGCGAUGUUGAUGGCGUCUCAUACUUUGCUACCUCUGUUCCCGGGUCCGGCAUUUUUGUCCCCCUCAACAAGUUAAUCAAACGGGACUCGCCUCCUUCUUUCCCUCAGACACCAUCAGGGAUGUCGUUGGCUGGCCUGAGAGCCGCAAAUCAAAACACCACCAAUCAUACACCGCCAACACCUUCAUUACCAAAAUUUAGCCAGUCAGUUGGACCUGGUCGGGCACCAAGUCCUCAGGGGAAACGUCCCAGAAUGUCAUUGCCGCGGCCAGAUUCGCCCGUCCGCAAAUUACAACUCACACCAGCUCCCCGGCCAACAAUUGCGACUCCUGCAAAACCACCGUCCCGAUAUGGUAGUCCGAGUAUCCCCAAAUUCUCGUCUAGUGUUCGGGGAACAGCUGGUGAUCCAAAUAAACUUGUGCGCCAAGAAAGAAAACCGAGCAUAGCUCCAAGAAGUGCAUCAGCAUUGGGGCAGACCUUACCAAGCUUUGAUGAUGACGAUGCUAUGCCUCCACCUGCAACUAUUGGCACACAUGGGAAGACCAACGGCAGUAUAGGGUCCAUAACGUCAUCUAUGGGCUUCAAACGUCCUGCAUCCCGCGCUAAUCAUGCUAACGAGGAGGAGGUAGAGCGCCUCAAGUUGCAACUUGAGGAUCGGGAUAGGCAAUUAAAAGAACAGGCGUCUGCAUUGGCUGAGAUGGAAAGCAGUCUCUCUGAACUCACCGUCCUAAUAGACCAAUCCGACAAUGGACGCAUGCGAUCAAGUAGUCUAGACGGUAAAGAUACGUCUCAGCUUCGAGCUAUGUUGCGUGAAAAAAACGAGAAGAUUGCCAUGCUCACAGCUGAAUUUGACACACAUCGAGCUGAUUUUCGAAGUACCAUCGAUACUCUUGAGAUGGCCAGCACAGAAACCCAAAGGGUCUACGACGCAAAGAUUCAAGAGCUAGAACAGGAAGUCCAAGAAGCGCAAGAGCAACAUAAUGACGUCGAGAGUGUAGCACAACAAUUAAAGCAACUUGAGGAACUUGUUCAAGAGCUUGAAGAGGGACUUGAGGAUGCUCGCCGCGGUGAAGCAGAGGCCAGGGGAGAGGUUGAGUUUCUGCGUGGAGAAGUUGAACGGACUCGUACUGAAUUACGACGCGAGCGCGAGAAGGCCUCUGCCGCCAUGAAUGGGACCAGCAACGCGGAAGAGCGUCCGUCCAUGUUUAAGGACUUAGAGCAGAAGGAAGACGAGAUCAGGGGUCUCAAGGCUAUCAUUCAUUCCCUUAGCAGAGAUUCUAUCCCUGGCUCUGAAUCAUUAGAAAAGACUUCGAAUCCGGCACAGCGAACCACCUCGCUCGCCAAAUCCCGACAUAACUCUACUGACGAUCGCAUGCCUAAAGAUAAGUUAGAACGGGAACUUAAUGAGCUACGCGCGCUCCUAGAGACAAAGAACUCUAGGGAAGAGGAACUCGAACGUGAAAUCGAGACGUUACGGCGUAAAAGUGUUGUCAACCAUCGUGGAAGCUCCAUGACGACCGGGAGUGCAGAUCGAUCGUCUUACCGUGACUCUAAAGGAACCGUUGUCCUAGCUCGCGACGUGCGAUUACCGGAGGAGACACACAAGCGUAAUCCGACUCUGGAUCCUAUGCCUGAAAGCGACGCAUUGUCUUCGGCCACCGAGAAUAGCACGCUCUGGUGUGAGAUAUGCGAGACAAGUGGGCAUGACAUUCUCACCUGUACCAAUAUGUUUGGUGGCCAAAAUGAACAAGGUCGGCCUAUCCAUGAUGAUCAACCAACAAGUAAAACGGGCAAGGACGCUGUUCGCGAGGGCCUUCGGAACUUGGAAGUCCCCAUGGACGCGGAGGCCUUACCAAGACCAUUAUCACCCAUGAGAUCCAAGACUCCGUUAGCAGCAGCGCCCGUCUCAGUGCGGACUCUCCCUAAUCCUCAGGACUCUGGCCCCCUUGCGGGCAAAGAAAGCGGAAUUGUCGAUCCUUCUAAGUGGUGCGCAAUGUGCGAACGAGACGGACAUGACAGUAUUGAUUGCCCUCUAGAAGACGCGUUUUAGAUCCCCCCUCACCCAGCCAAGUUGACUGCUUAACAGUAGUGCAGGGCCAACAUGAAGAAGAUGGAAUUGAUUAAGAGACCACCGUUUCAUACAGCGGUUGAUGAACAUAAGUCUACAUAGGAUGAGUCGCAUAUCGUAAUUGUUGGCUUCUCUCGGCGUUGGACAGGAUCAUUGGCCAUGGGUAUGACUGUUUGCAAGCGAUGAUACCACACAGAAUAGUCAUUGUUAUUAUUGUUAUUAUUGUCAUCAUCAUCAUCAUCAUUGUCAACAUUUAAUAAUAUUCUGCAUUAUUCUAUUUUGUGGUAAGAAAUGAGUAAAGGUGAAUGUGAACACAGUGUUGGCUACAGCAACUAGAUUCACAACGAAAUUAGAGUAACUAUAGGUGACGGGCAGACUGGGAUAAUACGUUCAAUCUAAGCGAUAGAAGAAUCUACAAGAAUUAC
Molecule: messenger RNA, 3264 nt
Organism: Xylaria bambusicola
Lineage: Eukaryota; Fungi; Ascomycota; Sordariomycetes; Xylariales; Xylariaceae
Exons: 3
Coding region: 281-2821 (846 amino acids)
Cellular component (GO): cytoskeleton
Source: RefSeq, a predicted model, not a curated record